AUGACCCGCAACGUUAAUGGAGAGGCGAACACGAAUGGGUUUACAGAUAAGGAAAGUGAGCGCGCUCAGUUUGACAGGCGGCGCGGCCAUCUUGAAUUUAGUGUCAAAGGUCGCGCGGGAACAGUUUCACUGAAGGCGUGCAGCGGAUUGGGCGAAUUCGCACGCGAUAGUCAGAUUGUCGGAUGCGACGGUGCGCUA
This is a messenger RNA of Iphiclides podalirius (scarce swallowtail), 198 nucleotides long. NCBI's taxonomy places the organism in Eukaryota, Metazoa, Arthropoda, Insecta, Lepidoptera, Papilionidae. The record is from the annotation of a GenBank genome assembly.